Messenger RNA from Iphiclides podalirius (scarce swallowtail), 462 nucleotides. The record is from the annotation of a GenBank genome assembly. Lineage: Eukaryota; Metazoa; Arthropoda; Insecta; Lepidoptera; Papilionidae.
AUGUCCGGUCGACGGAUAAACUACGCUUCGGGUUUAAUUGCGUGGCUUUCGAAACUAAGAGGCGUCCGUCAGUGGCCGAUAUGUAGAGGCGCGCUGUCUCACGGCGGGGCGACCGUCCUGACGGCGGUUGGUGGUCACCAACCGCACCACACUUGCCGUAUCACUACCAGUCAGUACCAGGAAACAAUCGGCUGGCUGUCACAAACCGCAUCGCACUCACCCGAACACUACCACACGAGUUUCCAUGAGAAGAAUCUCCGCAGUACGCGAACUAGAUACCGUAGAGCGAUCGAAAGCAAAUCGCGGCGGCCGAGGCACCGGUACCAGGGCGUCAGCGCCGCGGGCGGUUACGCAACCGAGCGGGCCCACUCUCACUUUCGCGAGCGGGAGGCCGGAGCGAGCUUUGCACUUCUAAUGCCAUCCGCGCCGCUCGCGAUCUAUGAGCGCCUGGACCACGACUUG